Molecule: messenger RNA, 2291 nt
Organism: Manis javanica (Malayan pangolin)
Lineage: Eukaryota; Metazoa; Chordata; Mammalia; Pholidota; Manidae
Gene: FAM117A
Product: family with sequence similarity 117 member A
Source: RefSeq, a predicted model, not a curated record
GCGGGCUGGCGGCUGGGCGGGCGAUGGCGGGGGCCGCAGCAGGCGGCAGAGGCGGAGGGGCCUGGGGGCCAGGGCGCGGAGGGGCCGGGGGGCUCCGGCGGGGCUGCUCUCCCCCAGCCCUCGCCGGCUCCCCCCGGGCUGGGCUGCAGCCGCUCAGGGCCACGGUCCCCUUCCAGCUGCAGCAGCCGCACCAGCGCCGGGACGGGGGUGGCCGCGCAGCCAGUGUCCCAUGUUCCGUGGCCCCAGAAAAGUCAGUGUGUAGGCCUCAGCCACCCCAGGUCCGACGUACAUUCUCCCUGGACACCAUCCUCAGCAGCUACCUUCUGGGCCAGUGGCCACGAGAUGCUGAUGGGGCUUUCGCCUGCUGUACCAAUGACAAGGCCACCCAGACCCCCCUGUCCUGGCAAGAGCUUGAAUGUGAGCGGACCAGCUCCUGUACACACAAGCGCUCAGCAUCCUGGGGCAGCACAGACCACCGUAAGGAGAUUACCAAAUUGAAGCAACAGCUGCAAAGGACGAAGCUGAGCCGUGGUGGGAGAGAGAAGGAGCGGGGCUCCCCACUCCAUGGGGACCAUGCUGUGCGGGCUGCACCAAGGGUGUCCCCUCCCAGCUUCCCCUCAGGGUCCCCUGUCCUACGACUCAGCCCUUGCCUGCACCGGAGCCUGGAAGGGCUCAACCAGGAGCUGGAGGAGGUGUUUGUGAAGGAGCAGGGUGAAGAGGAGCUGCUGCGGAUCCUCGAUAUCCCUGAUGGGCACCGUGCCCCAGCUCCCCCCCAGAGUGGCAGCUCUGAUCACCCUCUCCUCCUCCUGGAGCCUGGCAACCUUGCCAGCUCCCCCUCCAUGCCCCUGGCAUCCCCCCAGCCCUCAGGCCAGGCCAGCCGUGAGGAACACCCGGAGGAACUGGCAUCCGUCCCCAAUGACAAAGCCUCCUCUCCAGGCCGCCCAGCCUUCCUUGAAGACGGCAGCCCAUCUCCAGUUCUUGCCUUUGCUGCCUCCCCUCGGCCCAAUCACAGCUACGUCUUCAAACGGGAGCCCCCGGAAGGCUGUGAGAGAGUGCGUGUGUUUGAAGAGGCCACGUCCCCGGGUCCUGACCUGGCCUUCCUGACUUCCUGUCCUGACAAGAACAAAGUCCAUUUCAACCCAACUGGCUCAGCCUUCUGCCCCGUCAGCUUGAUGAAGCCCCUCUUCCCCAGCAUGGGCUUCAUCUUCCGUAACUGCCCCUCAAGCCCAGGGUCCCCACUUCCCCCUGCCAGCCCCAGGCCACCACCUCGGAAGGAUCCAGAGGCUUCCAAGGCCUCGUCACUGCCAUUCGAGCCAUGGCAGCGCACCCCACCAUCAGAAGAGCCUGUACUGUUCCAGAGCUCCCUGGUGGUCUGAGGGCCCCAUCCCCACCACUUUACCAUGGAGACCAGUGCCUUGGUGGCAGGCCCCUCCCUAGUUCCCCUGAGGUGGGAGAGGAAGGAGCCCCUCUUGGCCUUCGAGCACUUUCAUUUAUUGUGUCAAAGCCUGGGUCCUCUUUCUGAUGGAUACCAGCCCCUCUGAACGUGAGGGGACCUGCCUUCUCCACUAGCAGCUGGGCAGCUCACAAGUCACACCUGUGUCCUUGCCGCCUCUCUCACUUGGUGGAAAACUCACCCAGAAGGGCUUGGGUCCCCCACCCCUGGGUGUGAGUCCAAAGGACUGUAUAUGGGGCAUUUGUCCUUGUCAUGGAGCAAGCUGGUCAUGACUGAAGGAGAGGGGACACCAUGUAUUUCCCUCCCUCUCCCCUACAGACACAGAAGAGACCUGAAGAUAGCUGACCCCUCGCCUCUCAGCCCUCGUCCCCAUGCCUCCCUCUCAUUGGAGGAGCUGACCAAAGCAGCCCUAAAGGGCCACAACACUUGACCAAUCCAGCUGCUGGUAGAGGGGGGAACCAAGCGUUUUCCCAAGUGGCAUUUUCAUCUCGCUUUCACCCUAAGAUUGUCUUAAGCAGCAGCCCAGCCUGCCCAGCCCCAGGUGGGUAGUGGGGAAGAGGGAGAGCUGGCAUUCCUCCAGGUGGCAAGUGGUGACCCUCCACCUGCCCCAGGACUGGGUUGGAUUAGAAAAAUGCCUAUUUUUCUUGUAUCGAUGUAGAAACUCUAUUUUCUCCCAAAGACACUAUUUUUGCAGCUGUUUGAAGUUUGUAUAUUUUCCAUACUGCAGAGCUUACACAAAAUUGAAGAAGAAUGUUAAUGUUCAAGUUUUCUUAUCCUGUGUUUAGAUUUUUUUUUUUUUGCAGAUCUUGGUGUUAAUAGACCAAAUAAAUAAGUAUUC